AUGGCGGAGCAAUGGCAUCUGCGCGCGCCAGUACCUAGCAACCCCAUCGUGUUCUUCGAUGUUAGCAUUGGUGGCCAGCCUGCCGGUAGGAUAAAGAUGGAGCUUUUUGCGGACAUUGUACCUCGCACAGCCGAGAACUUCAGGCAAUUCUGCACUGGAGAGUUCAGGAAACAAGGGCUCCCCGUCGGAUACAAGGACAGCAUCUUUCACAGGAUCAUCAAGGGCUUCAUGCUCCAGGGCGGCGACUUCCUCAAGGGCGACGGCACCGGUUCCCUCAGCAUCUACGGCAGCCGCUUCGAGGACGAGAACUUCACGGGGCGACACAUGGGUCCUGGCCUGCUCUCCAUGGCCAACUCUGGGCCAGGGACCAAUGGCAGCCAGUUCUUCAUCACCGUCGCCAAGACAGAGUGGCUGGACGACAAGCACGUCGUAUUUGGGCGGGUGCUGGCGGAGAGCAUGCUGACUGUGCGCAAGCUGGAGGCGGUGCAGACCGCGGGGCAGAACAACAAGCCCAAGUUGGCGUGCGUGAUCACAGAGUGUGGUGAGAUGUAG
Auxenochlorella protothecoides is the source of this 552-nucleotide messenger RNA. Its product is annotated as Peptidyl-prolyl cis-trans isomerase H. The record is from RefSeq and is a predicted model, not a curated record. Lineage: Eukaryota; Viridiplantae; Chlorophyta; Trebouxiophyceae; Chlorellales; Chlorellaceae. Gene Ontology annotation, cellular component: intracellular membrane-bounded organelle. Bases 1 to 552 code for a protein of 183 amino acids. Gene Ontology annotation, biological process: protein folding; protein peptidyl-prolyl isomerization. Gene Ontology annotation, molecular function: peptidyl-prolyl cis-trans isomerase activity. The transcript has 5 exons.